Molecule: messenger RNA, 522 nt
Organism: Cicer arietinum (chickpea)
Lineage: Eukaryota; Viridiplantae; Streptophyta; Magnoliopsida; Fabales; Fabaceae
Product: gibberellin-regulated protein 12-like
Source: RefSeq, a predicted model, not a curated record
UAACUCCUAGAUCCCCAUAGAUUAUACACAAGAGAAAGAGAGUCAAAGAGUAAAAUACCACAAAAGCACUAUGGCUAGAUUUGUUUGUGCAAUUUUUCUCUUAUUUGUCAUGACUUUUGUGAUCCAAGAUGUCUAUGGCGGUGGGGAAGGAUCACUGCGUCCUCAAGAUUGUCCGGGUGCAUGUGCCUAUCGUUGUUCAGCAACUCAAUACAAGAAGGCAUGUUUGACCUAUUGCAACCUUUGUUGUGCAAAAUGUUUGUGUGUUCCAUCUGGAACAUAUGGUCACAAGGAAGAAUGUCCAUGCUAUAAUAACUGGAGAACUAAAGAAGGAGGGCCCAAGUGCCCUUAAUUUAUGUUCCAUUGUGCUCAAAGUUGUAGUCAUGCAUAAAUCUAUAUCUAUCGAUGUAUUUCUACUAUAUCAAACUUAAUUAAGAAUAAAAUUUAUUAAUUUCUAUUGUUGUGUUCAAGUUAAUAUAUUGUAUGAAGUUUAUAAAUGAAAUUCUUCUAAAAAAGAGUAAAAAA